This is a messenger RNA of Gongylonema pulchrum, 825 nucleotides long. The record is from the annotation of a GenBank genome assembly. NCBI's taxonomy places the organism in Eukaryota, Metazoa, Nematoda, Chromadorea, Rhabditida, Gongylonematidae.
AUGAAACUGAUGCUUAGACUGAAAGAGUUGGAAGGAAGAUUAGCCGAUGAAAGAAGGCUUGUCAACGAUGUGAAUGUUAAAUUGAAAGUUUUGUACGAUACAAGCGAACAAAAAGCUUUGCAGGAGAAAUGGCAAAUCCGUGAGGAACGUCAGAAACUGAACGUUGAAAAAGAAGCAUUCAAAAUAGAGCAGCGAAAAAUUUUGGAUUUAGUGGAGCAACAAAGAAACGAAAUUGAAGCUUCGAGGUCCGAUUUCCUGCGUGAGCAGCACGAUUUGCUAGUACGGAUGAUGGCUGCAAAAUCAUCGCUGGAGGCGGAAAGAGCAGCAUUUGAUACGCAACGUGAUCGGGAUGUUUUAAGGCUAAAAACGGAAGCUGAGCAACUGGAUAAUAAACUUAAGCAGAUAGUGGGCUUGGAACAAGCUCUGAUCGAGGAGUGCUUCGAACUAGAACGAUGUCGGAAACAAGUGGAAAGUGUCCAGACUGCUAUAAGGAGUAAGCAAACGCAGCGAAUGCCCACAUCGCUCGAUACUGUGCCGGACUUCGUCAUCGAUCCAUACACCAGCGAAAGGCCAAGUCAAUCGGAGAAGGGAAGUUACGAUGCCGUGCUGAAAAUGCACGCUGGAGCACUAGAUGAUAUGAAUUCUCGUCAGAAUUUGAAUAUGCGAAUGCCCACAUCGCUCGAUACUGUGCCGGACUUCGUCAUCGAUCCAUACACCAGCGAAAGGCCAAGUCAAUCGGAGAAGGGAAGUUACGAUGCCGUGCUGAAAAUGCACGCUGGAGCACUAGAUGAUAUGAAUUCUCGUCAGAAUUUGAAUAUGGUUUGA